UAUCAAAGUUUACUUACCAAUUUUUGAUUGUGACUAAAAGCCAGCAUUUGCAGCAAUGCAUUUGUAAGUUAAGGGCAAAAAUAAAUGGCUUUGUAGUCCAUAUCUUUCUUAAUAAUCUGGAAUAUGCACAUGGAGUUCUUCUUGUUACUUCACUGUUUUUAGCAUGCCUUAUUACGCUCUUGUGACUGUAAAAUUGGCACAGAGACAGUUGGAGCUUCAUUAUAACUAAUUGUGUUUAUAUUUUGACACUUAGUGGAUUCUAUUGACCAGGGCACUUUGCACAAUUAAUAUUUUACAAUGGAAAAUGAAAAUUUAUAUUGCCUAAAAAAUUUUCACUGAUUUAUUAAUACAUGUACCAGGAAGAUUCCUGAAUGCCUGCUGAAAUAAAGAGAAAAAAAUUCUGAGGAGGUGAAAUUCUUUGUCCCAGUGCUGGUUUUGAUUGUGUCCUGUACUGGCAGCUCUCCCGCCUGCUGUGCUAACCCUGAACCCUGCAUGGAGGAAGUUCUACCCCACUGAGAAAGUGACUCUCAAAUGUGAGAUUCAGACCAAUCAGACUGAGUGGAGUUAUCUGUGGUACAGAGAUGGAGACGCUAUCAACAGUACGCUCUCCAGAGGAAAUGAGUACACAAUCCCAGCUCUAGAUCAGUCACACAGUGGAAGAUACUCCUGCAGAGGAGAAAUACCAGGAAGAGAUGUUUACACUGAAAUGAGCAAAGAUGUGACCCUGACUGUAGAUGCUCGUCCUCAGGCUGUGCUGACUCUGGAGACUGCAUGGACAGAGAUCUUCAGGUCAGACAGUCUGACUCUGAGGUGUCAGGUUGAGGGGAGCUCUGCUGAGUGGAACUACACGUGGUACAGAGACGGACGGCAUCUUCCACUGGACCCCAGCGGGGACAGACUCACACUCUCCGCUGGAAACGACUCUUUCAGCAGUGAAUAUAAAUGCAUAGGAAACCGAACAGGCCAACCGUCUUACACAGAGAUCAGCGAAGGAUUCAGAGAAAACAGCAUUGUGGAGAAUUUAGCACGGAUCGCUGUGGGGGCGGCCAUCUUGCUCUUCCUGUCCGUCAUUGUGAACGAAGGCUUUUGGAGGAGGGCGAGGAAGAUGAGGAGAGUCUGGCAGAGCAGGUCAGAGAACAGCAAGAUGGGUGUCAUGAUGCAGAAGAAGUCUUAGACUCUGGCCAAAGCCUGGACCAAGAUGAUGUAGGCACUCUUGUCAAUACCUGUUUAAGCUCCAUCGAAAGCUAUUUUAAAGCUUAUUGUAUACUUCAUACAUAAUACCAUAUUGCAUCAUUUGCCAGCAAAUGGUGUAUUGUCCUGGUAUUUUGAAGGAUAUACAGGUGGUCCAUACCUCGCAUAACUCCCUGCAGGGGCCUCAUACAAUGGAGAGGGAUGUAAGUACAGUUAUCAGCACUCAUGAAUGUUUUUUCCAUUGAGUUC
This is a messenger RNA of Anguilla rostrata (American eel), 1440 nucleotides long. RefSeq names its product putative high affinity immunoglobulin gamma Fc receptor IB. The coding region runs from base 707 to 1174 and encodes 155 amino acids. The transcript has 5 exons. The record is from RefSeq and is a predicted model, not a curated record. Lineage: Eukaryota; Metazoa; Chordata; Actinopteri; Anguilliformes; Anguillidae.